This is a messenger RNA of Rhinichthys klamathensis goyatoka, 814 nucleotides long. It is a transcript of the gene tsr2, whose product is annotated as TSR2 ribosome maturation factor. The record is from RefSeq and is a predicted model, not a curated record. The coding region runs from base 66 to 635 and encodes 189 amino acids. NCBI's taxonomy places the organism in Eukaryota, Metazoa, Chordata, Actinopteri, Cypriniformes, Leuciscidae. The transcript has 5 exons. Gene Ontology annotation, biological process: maturation of SSU-rRNA from tricistronic rRNA transcript (SSU-rRNA, 5.8S rRNA, LSU-rRNA). Gene Ontology annotation, cellular component: nucleus.
UUCGCCUUAUUCGUCACCAGUCUCUGAAAUCUGUGAUCGACUCUUCAGGUCUGUUAAUUUUCAAGAUGGCGCCGCUCACAUCUUCCACACGUGAAUUGUUCAGUGAAGCAGUUCGGGCUGUUUUGGAAACGUGGCCGGUGCUGCAAAUCGCGGUCGAUAAUGGUUUUGGUGGAGCUUACAGUCAGCAGAAAGCGGAGUGGAUGGUGGACGCGCUGCAGCAGUAUUUCAACGACAACGAUGAGCUGCUGCAGGACGAAGUGGAGGAUUUCAUCUCACACCUCAUGAACAACGAGUUCGACACGAUGGUGGAUGAUGGCAGCUUGCCUCAGGUGGCACAGAAGGUGUGUGUGAUGUUCCAGCAGUGUCAGCAGGGCAAACUGACGGACGUCAGAGAACAGAUCAACCAGCUGAUUCUGAAGAAGAGCGCUGGGAGGGCAAAGGCCACACCUGGCAAAACACCUGAUGAUGAUGAUGAUGAUGAUGAUAAUGAGUGUGAAGAUGAAGAGGCUAUGGAUUGUGCUGGAGGUGCAGAGGGACCAUCAGUCAGCAGCUCAGCAGUGAUGGAGCAGCUUCCACAGGACACCAGUCAUGAGGAAGAGGAUGAUGGAUGGACGCUUGUAUGUAGGAAGAAGUAACUGGACUUAAAGUAUUAGGACUGAUGAAUUUCUUAAUUUAAAAGACAUUUUAAGGGCCUCUUCUACUCUGGAUACUUCUCCAUUUGCAACUGCAACAAACUCAUGAAACCUACAAUAUAUAUCAUGCAUCUGAUGGUUAAACAGAUCGAUACGGAUGGAUUACCUCACUGGACCUCUUG